Gavialis gangeticus (Gharial) is the source of this 685-nucleotide messenger RNA. It is a transcript of the gene CIMIP1, whose product is annotated as chromosome unknown C20orf85 homolog. NCBI's taxonomy places the organism in Eukaryota, Metazoa, Chordata, Crocodylia, Gavialidae. The transcript is spliced from 4 exons. The coding region runs from base 1 to 399 and encodes 132 amino acids. The record is from RefSeq and is a predicted model, not a curated record.
AUGGCACAAAAAGGCUCCAGCCCAACCCAGCAGCGCAGCCCUGUGGAGCAAGAUCAGAUCUGGAAAAGCUACGUUCACAAGGAACAAGAGGCUGCGAGGAAAUGGGCCAACAUAUGGGGGUUUUUAGCGACAUCUCCUGAGGAGUUGAUCAAAAAUGAAAAGAAAGAACCCUCUAAACCUAAGAUUGAACUUCCAGAACAUUUACAGAUCCGACCUUUGACACCAAUGGAAAAAUAUAUUAAGGCCUAUCCAUCUCCUCCAGUCCCUAAAACUACUCAGGGGUUUAUUGGCUGGAGAUCAUCUGUGCCAGGCCUGAAACUUGAACAUGGUUAUCAAAUCCGAAGCUGCAAAGGUGCCUUUCACAAGGAUUUGCGGUGGCCAGAUGGACCCUGUGAUUGACACGAAGAAAUAAUGAAUAAGCUUAUUGAUCCAUUUGUUUUCUCAACCUAAGUUGAAUAUUCAGUAGUACAAACAGCAGACUUUAAGUAGAUAGUAAAGCAUAAGUAUUUACAUGAUAUCAGCAAUAUACUUGGCAAGAUGUGAGAAAUUUAGUUUAGCAUAUCAGUUGUUCAUGUUUUGUUGAAACCUGCAGUACACAACCUGUUAGUGCUGCUUAGGUUUUACUCAGAAAAAUUGCUCUGUUACGGCCAAUGGACAAAUACAGAUCCUCUUAAAAUUAGUAAGA